Molecule: messenger RNA, 3563 nt
Organism: Neurospora tetraspora
Lineage: Eukaryota; Fungi; Ascomycota; Sordariomycetes; Sordariales; Sordariaceae
Exons: 4
Coding region: 1-3090 (1029 amino acids)
Biological process (GO): carbohydrate metabolic process
Cellular component (GO): extracellular region
Molecular function (GO): chitinase activity
Source: RefSeq, a predicted model, not a curated record
AUGCACAAAAGUCUUGUGGCAGCGGCCGUCUUGGCCGCUACCGCCCGGGCUGCUACCGUCUCGGAGCACAAGGUCAACGUUUACUGGGGACAGGCUGGAAACACUAGGCUCAGGGAUCACUGCGACCAGGCCAACUUCGACUAUGUUACUAUCGGCUUCGUCAACAACUCCCCCGAGCAGGACAAGUCCGGCCUGAACUACCCCGGUACCAACUUCGGCUCUCACUGCGAUGCCACCUACUACACGAACUCCAAGACCAACGUGGCGUCUCCUCUGCUCAGCAAGUGUACCGUCAUUGCGGCGGAUAUUCAGUACUGCCAGGAGAAGGGAAAGAAGGUUCUGCUCUCCGUCGGUGGUGCUUCGGCCACGGGCUCGAACUAUUCUCUCUCGAGCGAUGUCAAGGGUCAGGAGUUUGCCAGCUUCUUGUGGGGAGCCUUUGGUCCCUAUGAUUCCAAGUGGACGGGACCCCGUCCCUUUGACUACGCUGGUAACCACGUCUCGGUUGAUGGUUUCGACUUGGAUAUUGAAGUCAAGUUCAACACAGUCGGCCAAAAUGCUUAUGUCGCUUUGGCUAAGAAGCUUCGCGAGUUGUACAACGGCAACAGCAAGUACCUCCUUACCGCCGCUCCCGAAUGCCCGCUUGAUGUUGCCAACUUCAAGAUGAAGUCCAUCAUUGCCAACGCCCAGUUCGAUGCCCUCUUCAUCCAGUUCUACAACAACCCUGGCUGCGCGGCUGCCUCGACGGCUGGCUUCAACUAUCUCGCUUGGGAGGCGGCCAUUGCCACCGGCAAGAGCAAGAACGCCAAGCUCUUCAUCGGUCUUCCUGGCUCCUCUGACGCCGCCGGCUCUGGCUACGUUGAGCCCGUCAAGGCUGCCGCUCUGAUCAACACCUACAAGACCCGCGACUCUUUCGGCGGUGCCAUGAUCUGGGAUGUCUAUUACGGCCAGGAGGUGACCAACGGAAAGACCUUCGUUGAUGCGAUCAACACCGCCUGCCACGGUACCGCCAACCCCACGACUACUACCACCGCUGCCCCGGCUCCCACUGCCAUCGGUUGCACGGCUUACCACACCGUCACUCCCGGUGAAUUCUGCUAUCUGAUUGCCCAGAACUAUGGCAUCACUGUUACCGAGCUCAUCAGGUAUAACCCUGCCUUGGAUGCGGCCUGCGCCAUCCAGGUUGGUCAGAAGUUGUGCGUCAAGCAGGGUAUUGUUACUCUUACGAGCACCAGUGCCUCUGCCACCACCACUACUAGCACCAGCUCCAGCUCGUCGGUCGAGUCUACCACCUCCACUAGCACCGAGGCUCCUUCCAGCACUGAGACUUCCACCAGCACCGAGGCUCCUUCCAGCACCGAGGCCGUUUCUUCCACCAUCACCUCUGCUCCCGCUACUGUGACCUCCUCUGCUACCGUUUCCGAGUCUGCCUCCGUCAUCGUCAGCGAGUCUGCUUCCUCUACCAUCACUUCCGCCCCGGUUGUGAUCUCCAGCAGCGCUGUCAGCUCUGAGGUCCCCACCUCCACUGAUGAGGACAGCUGCGACGAUGAGACUACCACCUCUUCCGAGAUCGUCUCUUCCACCGAGGCCCCUGUCGUCUCUGCUACCGAGUCCACUAUCGUUUCCGAGACUGCUUCUGCUACUGAGUCUGCUUCUGCUACUGAGUCUGCUUCUGCUACUGAGUCUGCUUCUGCUACUGAGUCUGCUUCCGUCACCGAGUCUGCUUCCGUCACCGAGUCCAGCCUGAUCAGCGUCAGCUUCAGCACCGAGGUCCCCUCCGCCACCGAGGGUCCUUCCGAUGGCUCUUCCACCACUGUUGAUCCUUCCAUCAUCACCUCUGCCCCCGUCGACGUCGUUAUCCCCAGCGGCAGUGGCAGCUCCGAGAUCAUCAGCAGUACCACCACUGAGGACGACUCUUGCGAUGAUGAGACUACUACCGAGGCUCCUGUUGGUUCCGCUACUGAGUCCGCUGUUGUUUCUUCCACUGAGGCUCCUAUUGUCUCUACCACCGAGUCUGCUGUUCCCUCUAACAUUGUUAGCGAGAGCAUCAUUCCCAGCGGUGUCGUUCCUAGCGGCGUUGUUUCCAGCAUCAUCUCCGAUGUCACUGCUGGCCCUACCGAUGGCAACAGCGUCGUUGUUCCCUCUGCCUCCGUCUCCGUCCCCGCUGAGGGCGGUAUCUCCUCUGCCCCUGGCGCCGGUGUCACUUCCGCCCCCGCUGAGGAGUGGACCACCUCGACCAUCUACACCACCACCACCUCUACCAUCACCAGCUGCGCUCCUGAGACCUCCGCCAGCGCUCCCACGGGCAUCAUCACCUCGGUCCCCAUCGAGUCGAUCCCCGCUGGCUUCACCACCUCGACCAUCUACACCACCACCACCUCCACCAUCACCAGCUGCGCCCCCACCGUGACUGACUGCCCCGGCAAGAUCGGCCAGGUUACUACCAUUGUCGUACCCGUCGGCGUCACCGUCUGCCCCAUCACCGAGGCCUUCCCUCCCGCCACCUCGGUCCCCGCCGCUCCCUCCGCUGGCGCCCCCGGUGCCCCCGGUGCUCCUGCCGUCUCCGCUCCCGCCGUUCCCUCCGGUGGUGCCGGUGUCCCCGCCGUCUCCGCUCCCGCCGUUCCCUCCGGUGGUGCCGGUGUCCCCGCCGUCCCCUCCUCCGGUGCCCCUGGCGCUGGUACUCCUGAGGUCGAUACCACCUCCACCACCUCCGUCACCUCCGUGCACUUCACCACCGUCACCGUCGCCAAGCCCACCGCUUCCGCUCCCGGUGCCCCUGGUGCCCCUGGUGCCGGUGUCCCCGCCUUCCCCUCCGAGGUCCCCUCCGGCGGCAACCCCGUCCCCCCCGUCGUCAACGCCCCUGCCGUCCCCAGCGGCACUGCCCCCGCUGGCACUGCCCCCGCUGGCACCGGUGUCUCGCUUGCUCCUUCUAGCGCUCCCUCAACCUACAGCAUGCCUGCGCCGCCUGCUCAGACUGAGCCUGCCACUGGCGGCUCUGAGCCCUCGGAGGUCCCCGUCACUGCUGGUGCCGGACGCAACGUUGUUGCGAUCGGUGUGCCCGCGUUGAUGGCUGCUUUGGUUCUUGCUUUGUAAAUUUUUGAUAUGCAUGUGGGAGGAAUGUUGAAUGGAGAAUGAAAUGCACAAUGGGUGUACAUGGAAGAAGAAGAAGAAGAACUUUUGGACAUGCAUGAUUAGCAAGCUUUUUUUUGGACAUAUUAGGAAGUCUUUUUACAUAGUGUACAUGCACGAUUGUUUGUACCUACUACUGCAUGUCUUUUUCAUUCAUGUCCAUGGUGUUUUCCCAUUCUCUCUGCAUGCAUUCAUCCUAAAAAUAUCCUUGGGGUCUAUGGAGGAGGCAAAGCAAGCGAGCAUAUCUGAUUUUCAUUUUCAUUUCUUUUUUUAUCUGUCACUUGUUUCCUAGAGUAAGAAUUCGCCUGCAUCAACCUUGCCAGUAUCGAAAAGCAGCUGAACGACUACCUCAUGCCCAGUUAUCGCCGCUCGAUACAGCGCUGUCUGUCCAUUCUCAUCCUUAGCACCUGCGCCAACCUUGCCAGUAUCGAGAAGCA